UUCUUCCUCCUUCUUCCCAGUCUCACCACUCUUCAGUUUCAUUCAUUCUCUAUUUCUCGUCAAGGUAACUGUGUUUUCUUCCUCGUCUUCACCAUCACACAGAUCUGAACAUUCUGCUCUGAAUCUUCACCAGCGAGCGCGAACAUGGACAGUGAAUUACCCAGCAUAAAGAAAUGGAACAUUCUGUAUCCCGUUUACAUCAAUUCCAAAAAAACCAUGGCUGAAGGAAGACGAAUCGGAAUCUCCAAAGCUUGCGAAAACCCUACCUGCGCUGAAAUUGGGGAUUGCUGCAGCUACCUCAAGCUUCCUUUCGCAAUUGAGAUUGACAAGGCUUACCCUCGUGAUUUCAUGCAAAGAGGCCGAGUCAGGGUUUUGCUCAAAAAGGAUGAUGGGUCUCUCUUCAAUUCUGACAUUUCUUCCAGAAAGCAACUAAUGCUUCGCAUUGCAGAGAUGGUGCCUAGACAUCAUGGAAGGGUUAAGAAGCAGGAAACUGCAUCAACGUCUACAUCAACUGCUGGACCUUCAAACAAAUCUGGAAAAGGUGGAAAAAAGAGGAGAUGAUCUUGUGUUUGAAAUAUUGGCCUAACAUGUUGAUACUUGCAGUGUUUUGCUUGCUGGAUAUAUUAUUUCUUGUAAUAGGAGUAAUUUAUCCCAACUAAAUUAAUGAUUUCCCUCCCCAUUUUGUAUUGGGAAACAAUCUUGCUCUUUGGGAUUUUACAUCAUUUUAGUGUAUCUUUAGAUUUUUGUUAAACUCAACGGUGAUUCACGUUUAAGUCAAGUCAAUGUGUCACUACUUC
This is a messenger RNA of Lotus japonicus, 797 nucleotides long. Its product is annotated as signal recognition particle 19 kDa protein. Gene Ontology annotation, molecular function: 7S RNA binding. The coding region runs from base 145 to 561 and encodes 138 amino acids. NCBI's taxonomy places the organism in Eukaryota, Viridiplantae, Streptophyta, Magnoliopsida, Fabales, Fabaceae. Gene Ontology annotation, biological process: SRP-dependent cotranslational protein targeting to membrane, signal sequence recognition; SRP-dependent cotranslational protein targeting to membrane. The record is from RefSeq and is a predicted model, not a curated record. The transcript is spliced from 3 exons. Gene Ontology annotation, cellular component: signal recognition particle, endoplasmic reticulum targeting.